Molecule: messenger RNA, 6384 nt
Organism: Dreissena polymorpha
Lineage: Eukaryota; Metazoa; Mollusca; Bivalvia; Myida; Dreissenidae
Product: caspase-3-like
Exons: 6
Coding region: 158-1090 (310 amino acids)
Biological process (GO): proteolysis; apoptotic process
Cellular component (GO): cytoplasm
Source: RefSeq, a predicted model, not a curated record
AGUUCUUUGUUUUAUAAACUUUCACGACUAAAUGUAAAAUUUGACCACGAAACAUUAUCGAGUACAAGUCAAAACAAAUGAGUCACUGUAUGUCAUUUGUGUGAGCGAAAAAAGCGGAUUAGCUCAGCCUAUUUUCGGUUUUCCUCAGCAAUCAGCUAUGAGUUCAAGAGAUCAGACAGAUGCCUCCCCGAUGGAGGGUGAUAAAACAGAUGCCAAAGGCGGUGACCAGACAGGUGCUUUGCCACCUUUGCCUUCCGCUUCGGGUGGUUUUGGAGAUAAGUUAGGAGAUAAGUUCCAGAAUAUCAUGACCUUUGAGGAAUUCACCGCUGAUGAAUACAAAAUGGACCAUCUAAAUAGAGGCCUUGCAAUAGUGAUAAACAAUGAAGUGUUUAGUAAAGAACUGGGUCUUGGAGCCAGAACUGGCACGUACCAGGAUGCUGUGGCCCUUAAUGAACGCUUUGAAGACAUGGGAUUUGAUGUACAAAUGCAUGAAAAUGUGCCUGUCAAGGAAAUGGUACAAAUAUUGACAAAAGCGGCCAAGGAUCACAAUUACAACAUGAACUCUGACUGCUUUGUGUGUGCCAUACUCACUCACGGCGAAGAGGGCUAUGUUUUUGGGGUGGACGCCAAAAUUGAAACCAAGCAGCUUUUAGAGCCUUUUAAGGGAAAUAACUGUGGUAGUCUGGUCGGGAAACCCAAGAUUUUCAUAAUUCAGGCAUGCCAAGGUAGCCAGUUUGAUGAGGGGGUCGCAGUGGACGUGGCCGAUGCCAAGGCUAAGCCAGCCAGGGAGGUACAGGUGUACAAGAUACCAUCAGAGGCUGACUUUCUCAUAGCAUACUCAGUAGUGCCAGGUUACUUCUCAUGGCGUAACAGCACCAAUGGAUCCUGGUUCAUCCAGGCCCUGUCUCGUGUGCUGGGUCUGCACUGGCAGGACAUGGACCUUCUCACCAUCAUGACCCGCGUCAACAAGAUUGUCGCGUACGAGUUUGAGUCCCGGACCACCAAGGAGUACAUGAACCAGAAGAAACAGAUACCAUGCAUCACCUCCAUGCUAACUAAGGAGGUCAGAUUCAAGCCCAAGAAGAAAUAGACCUGCCUGUUGUACAUACUGUGAUAUGUGUGCACUUGUGUGUGUCACUGUGUGUUUGUGCGUGUGUUUUUUAGCUCACCUGAGCACAUGGUGCUCCUUGUGAGCUUUUGUGGUCGCCUUUUGUCCUUUUAUGCUUCGUCUGUCUUGUAUCGUGCGUCGUCAACAUUUGCCUCACACUCUAGAGGCCACAUUUAUUUCCGAUCUUCAUGAAACUUGGUCAGAAGAUUUUUCAUAAUAAUAUCUUUGACAAGUUCAAAGUGGUUCGGGUUGUUUGGAAAAAACAAAGCUACCAGGAGUCGGGGCAUUUUUAUAUGCCUGUUCAAAACAGUACGUAUUAUAAGAUCACCCUUGGCGGGCGUCGUCCACAGCAGUGUCCGCUCUCUAAUUCAAAUAGUUUUCAUCCAAUCUUCACCAAACUUGGUCAGAAGUCGUAUCCAGACAAUAUCUAGGUCAAGUUUGAAUAUGGGUCAUGCCGGGUCAAAAACUAGGUCAUGGGGUCACUUAGUGCAUUUCAAGGAUUUAGCAUGGUGUCCGCUCUCUAAUUGAAGUAGUUUUCAGCCGAUCUUCACCAAAUUUGGUCAAAAGUUGUGUCUAAUUGAUAUCUAGGUCAAGUUCAUAUAGGGGUCAUGCCGGGUCAAAAACUAGGUCACGAGAUUACUUGGUACAUUUCAAGCAUUUAGCAUGAUGUCCGCUCUCUAAUUGAAGUAGUUUUCAUCCGAUCUUCACCAAAUUUAGUCUGAAGUUGUGUCUAGAUGAUAUCUAGGUCAAGUUCAUAUAUGGGUCAUGCCGGGUUAAAAAAAAUAGGUCACAGGGUCCCUUAGUGUGUUUAGAACAAUCACCAUUGUGUCUUACCUUAGUCCAUUAGUUGUGAUAUCAUGCUACACUUGUUUCGCCGGUUCCCGUUUGUGCUUUCCAUGAUUUUGAGGAAAUUGACAGUUGGCAUUUUAUUUACGGGUAUUUUGUUUUCAUACUUCAUAUAUGCAAUUUGUCGUACGAACUUUGCAAAUUUAUUGCCACUUUUUUUGCAUUUUGCCAUUCAAAUGGUUAUCAAGUUGUCCAAAACCUUCAAACUGGCGUACCAUGUGUCAGUUUGGCACUGUUAUUCAUGAAACUUGGUCAGAACAUUGGUUCUAAUGAUAUCUCAAAUGAGUUUAAAAAUGGUUCCAGUCUGUUGAAUAAUAUGGGGCAAUUUUCCUUCUAUGGCUAUAGUAAAACCUUGUUAACUCUCUGAAAGUCACAUGUAUAGUCCAAUUUUCAUGAAACUUGGCCAGAACAUUUGUUCUUUUGCUUGCUUGGAUAAGUUCAAAAAUGGUUCCAGUCAACAUGGUUGCAGGGGGGGGGGGCAUUUUUCCUAAUAUGGCUAUGGUAAACUCUCUAUUAGUCAUAUUUAUGGUAAAAUCUUUAUGAAACUUGGUGGGAACAUUUGUUCUAAUGAAAGCUCGGCUGAGUUUUAAAAUGGUUAAUCGUAAUGGAUGUCAACAAAUAUGGCCACCUUGUGGGUGGGCCAUUUUUCCUGAUAUGGCUGUAGUAUAACCUAUAAGCAAUCUAGAAGUAACAUGUUUUGUCCAAUCUUCAUGCAGCUUGGUCAGAACAUUUGUCCUUAUGAUAUCUUGGCUUAGUUAAAUCAAAGUACUGACAGUACUGGUGUGACGAUGCUUUUUAAGAGGAUUGAUAUAAAAACAUCUAUUUAACUUUAUCUACAUCACCACAAUUGUGUAUGUGGGUACAAACAUUUUGGGUAGGAAACAAUGGGUACAAAAAUUUUGGGUACAAAAAUUGAUACUUUAUCAAUGAUAAUCAGCGAGGUAUGCCGAUUAGAAAAAUCAAGCUAUCUCAAUCGGACUGGCUCGGUCUUUUACAUAGGUCACCAUUGUGAAGAAUUUUUUCAUGGUAUGAUAAAUAAGACGAGCUGCUUCGCAGCAUUGUCAAAAAUUGUUCCAGUCGAUUGAAAAACAUGGCCAGCCAAAGGGCUGGGCAUUUGUCCUUAUAUAGCUAUUGUAAAUCUUGUUAACUCUCUAGAAUUAACAUUUAUGGUUCACCAAUCUUUAUGAAACCUUGGUCAGAACAUUCAUUCUAAUGAUAGUUCGUCUGAGUUGGAAAAUGGUUAUGGUUUGUCUAAAAGUUUUGCUGCCAGGAGGUGGGGCAUUUUCCUUAUAUGGCUAUAGUAAAUCAGUGUUUACUCUCUAGAAGUCACGUUUAUAGUCCAAUUAUUAUGAAACUUGGUCAGAAAAUUAAUUUUUAUGAUAGCUCGGUUGAGUUUAAAAAUGGUUAUGGUUCGUCUAAAAAUAUGGCCGCUAUGGGCAGGGCAUUUUCCUUUAUAUUGCUAUAGUAAAACCUUGUUGACACUCUAAAAGUCACAUUUAAAGUCAAAUCUUCAUGAAACUUGGUCAGUACAUUAUGUUCUAAUGAUAUAUUGUCUGAAUUUUGAAAAUGCUUCCGGUCUGUUGAAAACCAUGGCUGCCAGGUGGCUAGGCAUUUUUCCUUUUAUGGCUUUAGUAAAACCUUAUUAACUUUCAAAUGGACAUUUUGGCUAAGUUUAAAAAUUGUUUUAGAAACAUCUCAAAAGUUUCUGAGAGCAAUUCAGUCUCAGGUGAGGUGAGUGACUGUGGGCCUCUGGCCCCCUUGCGUUGUUUUUUUUUUCAGGGAUAAAUGCAAUUUACUCAUUGUGGUUAUUAUAAUGUAUGUCAGGUUUUAUUUUGAUCUUAUUUAAAAAAUUUACCUAACAAAACAUAGAAGAUUUAUAACAUGUAGAAACUAUAGUGUUAAAAUAUAUAGGUCUUGAACAUUAACUUGACUAUUGUGCAAACUGAAUACCGUUUGCUCAGAUUGUUUGGAAUGUUUUUAACCCUUUACCACUAAAUAUGUAUUUUGACGCAUGUGUAGUCCCAUAGAAAGUUAAAUUUAAUUAAAUAUCUUUCUUACUUAAUUCAAGUUUUUAAGGCUUUAUUUCUGAACCUUUUUACUGAUGAGUAGCAAACAGCAUAAAACCUGAACAGACUGCGAGUAACUUGCAGGCUGUUCUGGUUUUAUGCUGGUUGUAAAAGCCAUUUUCACUUGACUUCUUAUCGUGGAAAGGGUUAAUUCAUGAAUCUGUGCAAGUGUGUCAGUAGUGUACCCAUACAAUAACCGUGUUUUCAGUGGGUUUCUGUUUCAUUGAUCUGUUGAGUAGACAGUUAUAUGUGCCUGAUUAUAUUUAAACAAAUAAUACACUGUAACUCCAAUAUAGUGCGGUCCGUUAUAACGCUGUGUCCAAUAUAACGCGGGGGGUCCUUGGAUCCCGUUUUUUCUCCAACCUUCCAUUUCUGAUUCAAAUCCAUGUUAUGCAACUACAUGUAUUUUCAUAAAUUCAAAGAAGCCAGCGAUCACAGCUUGAUUGCUUUAUCCGUCCGUUUAACUGAUUUUAAUCGAUUCGAGGUUAAACGACACUCGACAGCUAAUUGGUGUUAAUCUGUUGUGUAAUGUCAAUAAAGGUGUGAAAACUCGCGAGUCAGUGUUUAUUACAUGUAUUCCCUAUUAGAGCGGUUCGGUGCGCUAAUUUCAAUAAGGCAAGUGCAAGCGGUAUAAUUAUCAAAUUAAAGUUAUUUGAAACGAUUACCUGUUUAUGUUUUGUAUUUAUCGUGUAUUGUAUUUCAUUGUAUAAACUAUGGCUGUGUAAGUGUGUUAUCGUUUAUUAUAUGCUACACAUGCUUGAUAAAUACAAAUAUCUUUGUGUGUGUUUAAUGUUUCAGUACGUAUGCGAAAAAUAAAUUUAAAAAUCCUGACGAUUUAUUUACAUGCUAACGCAGUGUAAUAGUUAACAGAGAUGCACUUAAAUUUUUGCCCGUUAUCAGAAAAUCCACGGAAAGCACGUUUUUUACAUGCUGCAUAUGACGCAAUAAAACAUUUCUUUGUACAUGUAUCGUGUUGCAUUCAAUCUAAAUUUAAAUGCGCUCGUCCAAUGAAAGCUGUGUCCCAUAAUGCACUGUACCAAUUUUUCUGACAAAUGGCGUAGGCAUAUGAAUUUGUUUACGAAGUUCAUAAACAUAUUUCUUGUCAUAAAUGUUAAACAUUAUUUUUUCGUAAGUGAUGUAAUUAUAUUGGAUUAUCGGAUAAAUGUGCACAUUAGAAAAGCGGAAUGUAUACUGUUAUCGUUCGAUUCGGUUUAUAUGCAUGUAUUUGCGGAUGACAACACAGCAUGACGAUACACAGGACCUAUAUUAUAGGCUUUACUUUACCUGUUUUUAUAGCCCCUUAAAUAAAUAAGCUCAAAACUUAUAACGCUGUCCGUUUAUAACGCUGUUGCGUGGCUUGGACCCCGUCAUCCGCGUUAUAUUGGAGUUACAGUGUAUUCAUGCAUAAAGGUCUUGUUAAUGGUUGCACACUCCAGACUGAGACCUAUACACCAACUUGUAACUUACUUUAUACCUGUGCAGUUUUUGUAACAACAACAUUUUUUGUUUAGUAUUCUUCUCUAUAUAAUUAUUUCCCGUUAAAAACAUAUGAAUUACUAGUCAUGGUUCUCUUCUUGUAAGAUUUUGUUCAUUUAUUCAAGGAAUGUAAGUAAAGAUGAGUAAUUUAUGUGACAAUACUUGUUCAAUGUCUGAAUUGAUGAUAAAGUCAACUGUUUUGAUUUUGUUAAUGAUUGUUUCUGUUCAUCUUAUGUAUUUGUGAUCAAAGAGCAAUUUUCUGUUAAGUUCAGCUCUGAUUACUAUGGUAUAUAUCAACACUUAGUGCUUUUAUCUGUUGUUAAACAUGUUUUUUAUUUGAAAUCAACACUGUAGCUGUUGGCAUAAAGUAUUCCUUUGUGAUGAGUGUUAAUUUCUUUGCUAAUAUUUUGUGUACUUUAUUCUGUUGAUUGUGUUAUUAUCUCAAUUUAAAUGCUCAUUUAAAUGCAUUUGCAUGUACAAAAAUGCCUUCUAUUGCCUUUUAUUACAUUGUAUACAGAAUUGAGAGAGUUGUUAAACUGCAGCGUAUGUAUAGAUAAUUUUUGUGCACACAAAUUUAAAUUGAUAGAAUAAUAUUCAAAAACGAUUACAUGUUGUAUUUUAUUAUUAACUUGACUUGUGACUCUGUACAUAGCUAACACUCUUUAUGUGAAAUACCAUCUCCUUUUUCACAAUCUUAGGAAAUUAAACAAAUCAUAUCCUGGGAUUUUGCUUUUAAAAAGAUGCUGUUUCACUGAAUGUCAUAACCAUCUGUUUGUACUAGAGUAUUUUUGUUAUAAUAUGUAAUCUGCAUGUCCUAUUUGUUGUGUGAAAUCCUGCAUAUUGAUCAUAUCAUUCUUCAAUGAAGUGAAUAAACAAAAAUGUAAACCA